AUGGGUUUUUGUUGGAGCGGGGAGUGUGGCAACAGGCCUUGCUGGGCAGACCAUUAUAUGUCCUGCCAUAGUGGUUGGGUGGGCCCCACUGUGCUGCUCUGCAUCUAUGGUUUCUGUUCCAUGAUGAGGCCCAUAGAGCCCUUCUUUACGGAGUUUCUCACGACUUACAAGAAUCUCACCACGGAGCAGGUGAAUAGACAGGUGUAUCCCGUGUGGACGUACUCCACCCUGGUUCUCCUGAUUCCGGUCCUCCUGGUGACGGACCUCCUGAGAUACAAGCCUGUUAUCGUCCUCCAGGGGCUCAGCUAUGUCACGGCAUUUCUGCUGGUUACUGUGGGCUCUGGGGUCCGUUCAGCUCAGUUGGCCUUCUUCAUCUACAGCAUCGCCAUGGCAGCAGAUGUGGCCUAUUUCUCUUACAUUUACGGGAUUGUCCAGCCCUGCCGCUAUCAAAGAGUGACCAGUUAUGUCAGGGGGUCCAUACUUGUGGGUUUUGCUGCGGGUGCCCUACUGGCUCAGCUGCUGGUAUCUUUAACUGAUGUGUCACUGUAUUGUUUAGCAGUUGUAACUCUAAUCUCAGUCUCUGUAGCACUGAUGACCUCUUUUAUUCUGCCUAUGCCCGAGGCAAGUUUAUUUAUUAAAGAAACACAUUCUGCACGCCAGGGAACAACUGGCGAGGACACUAACAACCCUGAGAAUCACAAUUCUUUCAUCUGGAAAAAGAGUGCGUCAUAUAUUGGAAGGAUGUUCAAAAGGCUCUUAUCAGACUGUAAGGAAUGUUUUUCUUCUGUGGCUCUGAUCUUCUUCUGCAUUUGGGGAGCUACAGCGAGAUGUGGAUAUUACCAGGUUGCUAGCUACGUUCAGGUGUUCUGGGUCAACUUGCAGCCUCAAAACUUCACCGCCUACAAUGGAGCUGUGGAUUCCAUCAGCACUUUGACAGGAGCUGCAGCUACAGUUGCUGUGGGCCAUGUGUCCCUGGAGUGGUCUGUGUGGGGAGAACUGGUCCUGGGGGGUUUCACACUCGUGAUCGCAGGAGUUCUAUUCCUGAUGGAUCUGACCGCCAACAUCUGGGCUUCGUACCUCUGCGUCAUCAUCUUCAAAACAGUUUACAUGCCGCUUGCCACCAUCUGCUCUUUUCAGAUAGCCAAGAUGCUGACUAGGGAGCGCUACGCAUUGGUUUUUGGCACAAAUAGUUUUGUGGGCACCGUCCUACAGAGCGUCCUCACUGUCGUCGUCAUCAACACCAAGACUCUGCAGCUCACCAUCACCUCUCAGUUCUUCGUGUAUGCUUCGUACUUUGCUGUCAUUUCCCUGGUGUUCAUGGUCAGAGGUGUGUACACUGCGCUGCACAACUACCAGGCCUCUACAGACAACAGCACUGAUGGAGACAACAACCUGCAAGAGUGUACACGGGAAGCAGUAAACAUGGCUCAGAUUGUCGAACUGCACUUCCCUGAUGUUGCCACUAGAGGACGCCCUCUCCACAGUGAAGGACAACAUGCUACACAUCAGCUCUGGUUCAGACCUCAGAUAAACAUGAUGUCCUGUUCCCAAAUGAGGAAACGAGAGAAGUGGUGGAGUAAGCGUUCAAGUCCAAGGGAAGAGUAA
This is a messenger RNA of Sphaeramia orbicularis (orbiculate cardinalfish), 1605 nucleotides long. RefSeq names its product thiamine transporter 2-like. Lineage: Eukaryota; Metazoa; Chordata; Actinopteri; Kurtiformes; Apogonidae. Gene Ontology annotation, cellular component: plasma membrane. The coding region runs from base 1 to 1605 and encodes 534 amino acids. Gene Ontology annotation, biological process: transmembrane transport; vitamin transport. Gene Ontology annotation, molecular function: vitamin transmembrane transporter activity. The record is from RefSeq and is a predicted model, not a curated record. The transcript has 7 exons.